Molecule: messenger RNA, 1870 nt
Organism: Phaedon cochleariae (mustard beetle)
Lineage: Eukaryota; Metazoa; Arthropoda; Insecta; Coleoptera; Chrysomelidae
Source: the annotation of a GenBank genome assembly
CAGAUUGAACUUUCAAUCUUCUCCUUGCUAAAUUCCCAAUGCGAAAUGCAAUCGACCGAGAGCAAACAAAGCAAGCUUUCGGAGAACCUGUCAGAAAAACUCGUGAGGAUCGACAAUGUGGCCCAGCAGGAAACAACCAACGAGCCGAUUUCGCCAAAAGACCGCGAAGUUGUGACCAAAAUCUCGGUUGCAGAUGGCUUCACGUUAACAGAAGACGUUUUCGGCCAGUACUGGGAUCAAAAAGGGGACUGCCAUAACAUAAAACGGUUCACUUGGAGGAACAAUAAUAAGAUCGAGGUUCAGGUGAUCAAUUACGGUGCCAGGAUCACUUCCAUGAAAUUUCCAGACAGAAAAGGAAACAUCGACGACAUAGUCCUCGGCUUCGACGAUCUCGCAGGCUACAUCUACUACAAACGCUUCUACUUGGGAGCCACCAUAGGCAGAAUGAGCCAAGUAGUCAAAGACAGCGUAUUCGAGCUGGGCAACAAGCAAUACCGGCUCACUUCCAACUACCGAGACAACCAGCACAGGAACGGCGGAUCCAGAGGCCUGGACCAGGUGGUCUGGAACACUUUCACGGACGGCAGGAAAGUCGUAAUGAACCACAUGAGCCCGCGCAUGACAGAAGGCUAUCCAGGCGAUGUUCUGGUGAGGAUCACCUUCGAGCUGUCGGAGAGGAACGAAUUCACCAUUGACAUGGAAGCAAUUACGACCGAAACGACCAUAAUCAACCUGUCGAAUCUCACUUACUUCAACUUGGCAGGUCACCACGCAGGCCCUGACGAGACCUACAGGCACAUUUUGACCUUGAACUGCAACUGCUUCACCCCGCAAAAAGACGGAAUACCCACCGGGGAGAUCAUGAACGUGGUGCACAGUGACUUUGACUUUCAAGUGCCGAAAACGUUGGGCAAACUGAUGGGAAUCACUCCGAGAGACGGCUUCGACCAGAAUCUGUGUGUCAACAGGGGUUCGAGUCAAGGAGACUGCUUCGUGGGCAGAGUUCUGCAUCCGCCAAGCGGCAGAAUGCUGGAGAUCUACAGCAACCAGAGCGGGGUUAACUUCAGUACGGCCAACGAGUUUGGUUAUGGCAGGGUGAUGUCUGUGGAAGAGAUAACCACCUCGACGAUAGCCGAAGAAGAGAAAGUCCAACGCAACGAUAACCUGUCUUUCCUCGACACUAUGCGCCAGAAGUUGUUGAAGAUCCUGCGCAAAGACGAGCAACAGUACUACCAAGACCUCAGGGACUUCAUCAUGAGGCUGAAGAUAUCCGAAGAAAAACCAGUGGAGUACAUGACCCCUAACAACUCUCCUAGGGUGACCAUGUCCGACGAGAACUUGAACAUCGAGGAUUUUAUCUUCAAGCCGCUUCACGUCGAGUACCUCAAAGGGUUCAAAGCUGUGCUGGUUCAAGAGAACGACGGACCGUACGUCUGGCUCAAAACUACUAUCGACAAGCUGCUGGAUUACGCAAUCAUCCAGCAAUCCAAGAGGUCCAGCGUGUCCACAGAAAAUGAUACGCUGAUCGAUGAGCCAGCAACAGUGAACGAGGAACAGAACAAAAAAGUCGAGCAGAAGAAGACGAAAAAGAAAAAGGAGAAUUUCAUACCGUCGUACUACCAGAAUACUCAACAGGUGGUGGGGAAAGAGAGGAAAGUCUACAGAAUGCACAGCGGUAUUGCCUUGCAAACACAGAAUUAUCCUAACUGUGCUAAUUGUAAGCAAUUUCCGAGUUGUGUUUUGAAGCCUGGGGAGAAUUACAGGCACUCGAUCACUUACAAGUUCUGGAUAAGGAGUGGGAACCCGAACAAGUGGAUCAAACGGAAUAUGAACGAAUGUAGUCAAAACACCAAUAAAUAAUGAGAAUUUA